AUAUCCUUAAGUAUAGCAUUUCGUAUACGUUGGCGGCGCGCGCUAACGUCGCUCACUACCCUAGCUCUGGCUAGCCUCCAUAACCAUCCUUUCUGCCUCUGUAGUAAGCUGCUGAGCCUACUAUACCUAGAGCACUCUACUAGAAGCAAUAUAUUAACGUGGCUAACUCUGCUUUUAUCGUUAAUACUAAACUUCUAUACCGUAUCGCAACGCUCGUUAGGCUCUCUAGCUAGUAGCGCAGUCGCUCUUAGAGAUAGCGUACCUGCUGCUAAAGCUCUGCUACUGUAUGUAGCGUCUCUGUUUAUAAUACUGCCUACGCUGCGGCGUUAUUAUUUAUAG
This is a messenger RNA of Bipolaris victoriae FI3, 339 nucleotides long. RefSeq lists its product as hypothetical. The annotation marks the transcript as partial. NCBI's taxonomy places the organism in Eukaryota, Fungi, Ascomycota, Dothideomycetes, Pleosporales, Pleosporaceae. The transcript has 2 exons. The record is from RefSeq and is a predicted model, not a curated record.